GUACAUACAAAGCAAGUAGCUGCGUGCAGUAUCUCGAUAACAACUGCAAGCUUGGGAGUUGUCUUGCGCGCGCAUUGAAGAUCUUUGUUACCGGCUGUGGUCGCUUCGCUAGACUUGAGCAAAAGACUCUUCCACGGGACAAUGGCCCUUCAGGAGGCCACAGCACUGCUUGGGCGCUUCAAGGAUGCUAUUGGGAAGAAGGAUCUAAGCACGGCGGACAGCCUGCUGGGCCAGCUGAAGGUCAAGCUCAUUCAACUCCCAGCCCUGCCGCCGACGUUUGAGAAGUCGGCAACAGCCCAGCAGGAACUGCUGCUGGGACGCGAGGUGCUGGAGCAGGCUGUGCUGCUGAGCUGCAAGAAGCAGGAUGAGGCGGCCAUGGAGCGCAGCUUCACGCAGCUCCGAACCUACUACAACGACACGCGCACGCUGGUGCCGGCGUCCGCCAACGAGGUGGCGAUGCAGGGCCUGAACCUGCUGCGCCUGCUGGUGCAGAACCGCAUCGCUGAGUUUCACACCGAGCUCGAGCUCAUCCCGCCCGUGGCCCAGAAGGAUCCCGCCAUACAGCAGCCGGUGCAGCUGGAGCAGUGGCUGAUGGAGGGCGCCUACAACAAGGUGCUGGCCGCCGCCAAGAAUUCCGCCAGCGAGGUGCACGGCAUGCUGCUGGCGCAGCUGGCCACCACCGUGCGCGACGAGGCUGCCAGCUGCAGCGAGAAGGCCUAUGAGCGGCUCAAGCUGGCGGACGCCCAGAAGCUGCUGCUGUUCGACAGCGAGGCCGCGGUCAAGGCCUACGCACAAGAGCACAACUGGGCGGUCGUGGACGGGUACGUUGUGUUCAAGACGGAGGCCACCGAGGGGACCACGGCGUCCAAGGCCAUUCCCUCGCUGGAGCUCAUCAACAACGCGCUCGUGUACGCCAAGGAGCUCGAGCGGAUAGUAUAAGCCUGCGCGGGCAUGGCGAGUGCAAGCAAAGCAGCGAAGAGAGGAGAGGAGGAUUGGAGUCAGAAGGACCGGUGGGCCCAAUAGGUGGCGUAUCACGAUGUUGUUUGCAACAGUUGUGAUGAGGAGCAUGGCCAUGUAGGCAAGGGCAACAUGUAACGAAUAGCGCGGAGUAAUGGGUUGUGGAUGCCCGGUUGUUGGGUGGGGCUCGCGUUACGCACUGCGUGCACUUGCCUUUUUCUGCCUCUCCAUUGGCCUCCAGUCAGUGAACAGCAGGCAGCUGGAUUAUGGAGCUAUGCCGUCAUGGGCGUCGAAGACUUGUUAACUCCAUACAGGCUGAAGUACAUGCUCAGCCGAUACCCUUAACAGGGCUGGGGG
Messenger RNA from Chlamydomonas reinhardtii, 1314 nucleotides. RefSeq lists its product as uncharacterized. Bases 142 to 939 code for a protein of 265 amino acids. Gene Ontology annotation, cellular component: nucleus; proteasome regulatory particle; cytosol. The record is from RefSeq and is a predicted model, not a curated record. Lineage: Eukaryota; Viridiplantae; Chlorophyta; Chlorophyceae; Chlamydomonadales; Chlamydomonadaceae. The transcript has 9 exons. Gene Ontology annotation, biological process: proteasome-mediated ubiquitin-dependent protein catabolic process.